This is a messenger RNA of Synchiropus splendidus (mandarinfish), 5798 nucleotides long. RefSeq names its product ral guanine nucleotide dissociation stimulator-like 2 (gene rgl2). Gene Ontology annotation, cellular component: plasma membrane. Gene Ontology annotation, molecular function: guanyl-nucleotide exchange factor activity. The transcript has 19 exons. Bases 2050 to 4344 code for a protein of 764 amino acids. Lineage: Eukaryota; Metazoa; Chordata; Actinopteri; Syngnathiformes; Callionymidae. The record is from RefSeq and is a predicted model, not a curated record. Gene Ontology annotation, biological process: positive regulation of GTPase activity; Ras protein signal transduction.
GUAGUUGCGCAUCACUGGUUGUCAUGACUCUCUCCUGACCAAAGAAGGUCAGCUGGACAAACCAAACUUCAUAUAGAGAAGAGAACAUACUUAGUUUUAGAAAAUUAUAAAAAAAUCUUAACAUAAAAAUUAAUUGAGUGUAAUGACAUAUUAUUUACUAAUAAUAACAGUGAAUAAUAGGAUGAAUAUUGUACGUUUCGGAAAGUAUAUUUACAUGUCUGUUAGACCCGUAAAAAAAAGGUUUUAUGAAAAAUUGUUGUAAAUACAAAAUGAAACAAACAAACUGAGGUGUGAAAGUGAUUCCAGCAGGUGAGUUUCCCCGUCUGUUGAUGAUUAGCUGGCUGAUAAGCGGCUUCCUCUUCAGCCUCUGUCGUGGCUGUUUCACAACUGCCCGAUGAUUCAAACCCUGCUGAAGAUUCACUUCCGCACCUUGGCAACAGAAACCGCUGAGUCAUUCUCUCCAAAGUGAAAACGCUGCGUCCUCUUCGGUGACCCAAGCUGGACUUCACACCACCAGACUAGGGAACUUCCUCGGCUCGGGUUCGUCUCAGGCCGAAUUAAACGCGCUCCGCUCCAGUGUCACGGGUCCAAUCCGGAAUUUAAUAUCAGCUCUUGUGUAAACUGGUGCGAGGAGGUGCAAAUAUUUGGACUACAUUAUGUGGUAGAAUAGAGCAUGUGGAAGUACAAAUAAGAAAUUUAUCAGUGAACGCGUCAGUCUAAAUAUAUCUGGGACUGGCAGUCGUAAUGUUUUGGCUUCUUGGUGUCUUGUUGUAGCUCUGCAGGUGAUUGUGCUUGACAGUUUGUGAGAUUUUCAGCCAAGUUUUCUUCAUGUAAAGUUUGUUUUGUGAUUCGUCUCACCACUAAACACUGUGUGGUCAGUGUUUAAGCGCCAUUCUGUAGAAUACACGUCAAACACAAGGCCCGGGGGCCAAACUUGACCCGCCGAGUGAUAUUUUAUGCUUUAAAUACGUGAAUUGCAACAGUGAAAACAGAGAUAAUUCUGCUGAUCUUCGCCUCAUUUUUGUUGGAUAGAAGCAUUUUUUAGGUCUGGCCAUGAUGAGCUAGUUUUGCUGUUGAUGUUUGGAACUUCUGAAUAGUAUCAUGUUCUAGGGUGUUUCACUAAAAACUACAAUUGGGGUGGUCCAGAGAGGGAGGCAGCAGCUUCACCGUGUCGAAGAGAUAACGUGCCGCGGGGGGAGGAAGGACGGGGGCGUGGCUUAGCAGCACACAACAGAAACCCCCUGGAACCUGCGUUCAUGACCUUCGCUGAGUGGAUUUUUGGCCCAGCGGAAGUGUUUAGGGAAAAAUAGAGCGAGACCUUCCUGUUCUGUUGGCCAAUCUGUGGGGCUCCAGCUGGCUCUCGCUUCAAGUGCUACAGAGAAGGGGAAGAGAAUUAGCCCCGCUUCCUGUGUUUGUCCCUGCACUUCCUGUGGCGAUGAGGCUGCAGGAGUUGUGUAGAUCUCAUCGACUGAGGUAGGAAGCACCGCCCCACCCCCACCUCUCCAGCACCCGCCCACCGCUGCCGCCUGUAAUCUGAUCAAAGACGUCCAGCUUCAAAUGACAGAGCUGCAGAAGUUCAAGAAACUCCACUGACCCAGAAACAGACUCCACACUCAGUUUUGCUCUUACACACCUCGAGCUGUUGACGUCACAGCUCCCCCUGCUGGUGAGUGAGCUGCUCUGUAGCCCUCACAUAAAACCAUGUCAUUCACAGUCAUUCAACGCUCCGCUGAUCAACCGUCUCAGUGCGAUAGAAGAAAUCGACCUGCAUGUCUUUGUUUUAUGCACAGCUCUGCUGGUUUUAUCAGUUGAUGGUGCUGCCAGACUGGUUUAUCUCCAUGAGAAGGUCAUGCAGGGGGGGCAGGGGGGUGGGUUGACAGAGAGAGGGCAUUGUUCUGGAAAUGGCUUUGGGGGAGUUUGCUUGUGUUUGAGCAGGAAAAGGUGACUGUUGUCUCACCAACUGUUUUCUGUGCGGUGUCCCGGGGAAACGCUGACUGUUGUCUCACCCAGUGGGAGUGUGUGGACUAAAGAGGCGUGUCCAGGUGAUGCAUGUGGGUGGGCCCGGGAGCUCGCCACCGCUUCAGGUGUGUCUUUGUGAGCCACACCAUAAGUGACCUCUGCACCACUGCGACGCAACUAGGUCACCGGCGACAGACGUCAAGGCAGAUGAGAGAACAUGUGGAGCUCCAGAACAACCUUUCUCCCUUCAUCCUGAAGGUCUCCAGGAAGCUCCGGGGUUGCUCCCUGUCCGGACUUGCCGGAGCAAAGGCCGACCCCUCGGUGAUGAAGACCACCUGGUACUGUCCCCUGGAUCUGUCCACAGUGGUGGAGGAGGAGAACGACGGGAUCAUCUACACCGUGGUGGUGAAACAGCAGCACGGCGCCCCCACCAGUCCACUUUCCUCCAUCUCUCGCUCUCAGUGUGUGAAGGCAGGAACGGAGGAGAAGCUGGUGCUGCAUCUGCUUCACUCCUUCUCUCUGGGAGACUCCUCCUUCGUCUCCAUCUUCCUCUCCACCUACAGAUCCUUCACUUCCACGGCCAGAGUGCUGGACAUCCUCAUCGACAGGCUUGAAGACCCGCCCGGAGAGAGUGAGAGGAGUCUCACCCGGCAGGCAUUCAACAAAGCCGUGUGCUCGGUCUUCAGCGCCUGGCUGACGGAGUUCCCCGAGGACUUCCAGGGUCUCGGGGAGCCCUCCCGCCUCCUCAGGCUGGCCCCCCUCCUCCCGCAGGACUCCACCUCUGCGGUGGAUCUGCGAGCUCGAGUCUUGAGGGUCGCGGAGGAGCUGAGCGAGCGAGCGCUGCUGCCUGACGCCUCCAGAGCAGAUGUGAUCUCUCCUCCCUCUGCGCCCCCCCAUCCAGGGAGCUUCGAGCCCACCAACAUCUUGGAGUUCCCGGCUGCCAUCGUGGCCGAACAGCUGACCCGGAUAGAGACGGAGCUGUUCGUGCGUCUGGUGCCGUACCACUGCCUCGGCUCGCUCUGGUCUCAGCGGGACAAGAAGGGGAGAGAGGGGGUCUGCUGGUCGGUCAGGGCCACCGUCCGUCAGUUCAACAAGCUGGCCAACGCGGUGCUGGCCUCCAGCCUCUGGACCACCGAGCUGCGCAGCCAGCAGAGGGCCCGGCUGCUGGAGAAGUGGAUCAGCAUCGCAGAGGAGUGUCGCGCACGAAAGAACUUCUCCUCGCUGUACGCCAUCGUGUCGGCGCUGCAGAGUAACCCCAUCCACCGGCUCCGGAGGACAUGGCAGGACACAGACAGGGAGGCGCUGAGGAGAUACGAGGAGCUCUCGGAAAUCUUCUCUGACAAGGACAACUACUCUCAGAGCCGGGAGUUGCUGAAGGAGGAAGGGACGUCAAAAUACGCAAACCUGGACUCCCGACUGAACAAUAAAUUUGUGAACAAGUCUGGUGUUCAGGGCACCGUGCCCUACCUGGGCAUCUUCCUCACUGACCUCACCAUGCUGGACGCAGCCGUCAAAGACCGACUGGACAACGGCUACAUCAACUUCGACAAGCGACGGAGAGAGUUUGAGGUUCUGGCUCAGAUCCGUUUGCUCCAGUCUUCCUGUAAGAACUGCGUCUUCACGGCGGAUCCGACCUUUACACGCUGGUACCACAGCGUCCCCACACUGAGCGAGGAGGAGAGCUACAGACUGUCCAAUGAGAUUGAGUCGCCCAGUGAGCCCAGUCCCCGCGGUCAAACCCCAGCGGUCAUCAUCACGCAGUGUCCAGACCUGAGUUCUUCUCGGACCAGUCUUCCCGGAGACAGCGACAGCCUCUUCGACUUCCCCUCUCCCGUCAACAACCUGCUCUCAAAGCUAACCAAGCACAUGAGAUCACCGUCCGUCUCCUGCCUGGACGUCGAUACGUCGCCCCCCACCAACGACUCCACCCCCGCCACGCUGACGCCCUCCAGUCCAACCAAGUCUCACCGCCGCUCCGCCUCCUGCGGCACCAACCCUGCCACCAAUACGCCAGGGUCCGGCCCAGACAUGCGGAUCAUCCGGAUCAGAAUGGACCUCCAGGACGGAAACUUGUACCGGAGCAUCCUGGUGACCAGCAACGACAAGACGCCCACCGUGGUCAGUGCCGCCUUAGAGAAGCACAACCAGGACCACCAACAGGCUUCCAAGUAUGAGCUGAUCCAACUGCUGCCUGAAGGCAAAGAACUUCUGAUUCCAGCAACGGGGAACGUCUUCUAUGCCAUGACCUCCUCCAGCGUGGACUUCCUGCUGAGGAAAAAAGGCGGGAACACCCCUCUCAGCUCCACGCCAAUCAACACGGAGACGAGCGCCACCUUUCCUCGAAUCAAAGCCAAAGGCCGCAGACUUGUCAGGACUCUGUUUUGACGUGGCCUUUCCUUGUACUGUGCUGAGUCUCAAACCAAGUCCCUCCUGCUGCUGAAGAACCGAGAGUCUUUCCCUGGAGGAGAAGGAGCGAAGGAAGCCUUCAACAGCCUGGGGCUGAUGCUCCACCCCCGACACAUCCGUCCCAUACAUCUGCUGCAAGUCGUUGUGCCUUUGAGGAGACUCGGGUCAUGACUCGUAUUGAUGGACACCAUUGUACCAACACUGGAAACAAACCGCCAUAACAUUAUGACCACCCAUGUCAGAUCUGUUGCUGUCACAAGUUGUCCAAGACAAGGGUGGAAUAGUUGGGGUGUUGAUGCCGACCUAAUCUCCAAUCAAGUGCCAAACAGACCCUGUUGCUUUAUGGGCCAGUCGGCAUUGACCACCAGAGAUACACCAACCUGCUAAAUAGCAAGAGAAUAAUGGAUCUGCCAAGUCAUGCCAUGAGUUUUUGGCUGAUCCGUGACCCGCAACCCGGGCCAGAAGCUUCUGCACCUCCUCACUGCUACUGGAUUAGCUACCAACAUGGGAAACAGCUCCGCCUCCACUCAGGAUAGACAACUCCACUGGCCAAUGAGACGUCAGUGACCUUACAGAAACUGCCCGGCAGUACGAGAAUCCGGGCCACUGGGCACUGGAAAACCCUUGUGGGCAACUGUGACUGGUGGUCAUAAUGUUAAGGCUGAUCACUGUUUACCAUUUCAUGUAGUUUGAUGUGAAGGCACCUUUGUAACUGGAGCUCUACGGACGGUGCCACCAAUCCUAGAAUCAACUCUGAUUUUGGGCUAAUAUUCUCGGGAAACUAACUUAUAUUCAGAAAUCUGGAGAUAAUCGGAUGCAACUUGGGCUCUUCUGAAGCAAUUCAAGGCCAAAGAUUAUCGUACGGGGAAAGUUUAGAGUCAAGACAGAGCUGUUGGUUGUGAUUUUGCAUUUAAAAGACUUCGGUAGGACUAAACAACUAAACAACUAAAACAACUAUCGAAGCUCGAAUUUUGUAAAACUGAAUCCUACUUCACGCAAUGCCGGUUUCAUUGAACUGAGAGCGCCAUUUACUGGGCACUGAGGCACAAGCUUCAUGGAUGCAGUUCAGGGACUUAAAACAGCUCAGUGAGAACAGACAGAAAAAGCUUGAAAGGGCGACAGGAAAACGAAAAGAUGAAUGUAUGCCGUUUCCCCAGCAGCACAGCAGGAGGCGCCGUCACUACAGUUUACAGUUCAGAAGGAAGGCAGCUCCCUAGUGGCUCGCACCUGUGACGCCUCCUGCGAGGCUGAGGAGCGAGGAUCACAGAGCAUUGUGGGUAAUAACAGUCGCUACAGUGCCUUCAACACCGCAGUGCUGAGUUCAGAGUGUAAAUAAGAGUCUGUCAUUGCGAGUGUCACAGAAACAUAUUUAUGCACUACGUAUUAGAAUGUCCUAUUUUUGCUGUAAUAAAUAUACUUUUGUACAAAUUAAA